CUGGCCUACCAUGGAGCUACAUCCUACCCCUCCUCUAUGUUAGACCUCAGUUUCCUGGCGUCUCUGAAACUACCGUCCUAUGAAGAGGUAGCAGCUCAGCCCUCCACUCCCCCACCUCCCUACAGCACUGUGUUCGCUGCCCAGGGGGGCGCCGCUCGCUACCCCCAGCCACCCCACCAUCCCCCGGGAUCACACCCCCACCCCGGCACCAGCGCCAGCGCUGCACCCUCCUCUUUCAGCUCUGACAACAGCUCCAGCUGUUCCUGUGACUCUUGCUGUCCGUCAUCUCCCUGUAGCACCUACGAGACCGACACAAGCCGUGCUUCCACGCCCACAACACUGUCCCAAUACGCUGCAGAGAACACUGCUGCUGUUGUCUUGGAGACAGUUGCCAUGGUAACAUCCUCAGAGAUGAUUGUCUCUGUAUCUUCAGAGACAGAUGUGGAUGUUGCCGGUGGCAACAGGAUGGGUGUUGUUGCUGAUGCAUUUACUGUUGUUAUAACCUCAGAGGCCGACACCAACUUAAGCGAACAAUCUACAGAACCUGCACAGGUGCACUACUUUCCUGGUGCUACCAUGGAAACUGUUACUAUGGAGACAGAUGUUUGUAAUGUAGCUCGUCUCUCUUCUCGUACCUCACCCACGUCUACAGAACACCCUCUAGUUGCUACAACAACAGAUCACCUUCAAUCUGGGACUGCUUGUCCUUUAACCAAUCCAGGCCACGACAGACCAUCCUGUCCCCACAGUCCCUCCCCUACCACACCCACCUCUGCUGUCCCCUCCCCUACCACACCCACCUCUGCUGUCCCCUCCCCUACCACACCCACCUCUGCUGUCCCCUCCCCUACCACACACACCUCUGCUGUCCCCUCCCCUACCACACCCACCUCUGCUGUCCCCUCCCCUACCACACCCACCUCUGCUGUCCCCUCCCCUACCACACACACCUCUGCUGUCCCCUCCCCUACCACACACACCUCUGCUGUCCCCUCCCCUACCACACACACCUCUGCUGUCCCCUCCCCUACCACACCCACCUCUGCUGUCCCCUGCCCUACCACACCCACCUCUGCUGUCCCCUCCCCUACCACACCCACCUCUGCUGUCCCCUCCCCUACCACACACACCUCUGCUGUCCCCUCCCCUACCACACACACCUCUGCUGUCCCCUCCCCUACCACACACACCUCUGCUGUCCCCUCCCUACCACACCCACCUCUGCUGUCCCCUGCCCUACCACACCCACCUCUGCUGCCCACCCAGUCUCCCCCCAAGCAGACCCUGUUCUCCCCCUGUGUGGACGUAUACCAGCUUGUCCCCCACACCUACAGGAGCGAGGGAGAGGAGGAGGAGGAAGAGCAGGAGGAAGUUGGGGCCGAUGAGAGUCAGUACCGCCACCGCCGUCUGACCGGGGACUCAGGCAUCGAGGUGUGUCGCUACCCAGGAGGGCCCAACAUUAAGCUCCUGUCCUGA
Messenger RNA from Oncorhynchus gorbuscha (pink salmon), 1476 nucleotides. Its product is annotated as mucin-5AC-like. NCBI's taxonomy places the organism in Eukaryota, Metazoa, Chordata, Actinopteri, Salmoniformes, Salmonidae. The record is from RefSeq and is a predicted model, not a curated record. Bases 37 to 1476 code for a protein of 479 amino acids. The transcript is spliced from 5 exons.